CCUUUUCCCUCAGCAAUUCAUCACACUUUUGUAUUCUACCGAGUAACCGAUUUCUAGCAGAGACUUUUUAGAGAGAGAGAGAGAGAGAGAUGGAGGAGAUCGACAAGGCCGUGGUGGUGAAAGCUACGGCGUCGUCAAAGCCAGCAAAUGCGAACCCUAACGCAGGGCUCGCCAAGAAGGCCUCCUCCAAAGUCAGAGAAGAGGGCGAGUUAUCUUCUUCCUCUGAAGACGCCGCCGCCGAAAAUCCCGUUUGCUCUGCUGCUCCAUCCGUCGGUACUGUCGUGCCACCUGCAGGGCCCAUUUUGGUUCGUCCGAUGAACAAAGGCACCCAAGGCAUUCAGACCGAGAACACAAUUUCUGGUAAUUAUUCUGCAAGCUCCAUUGAUAUCCAGUCCCGAACAUCUAUACAGCCAAUUCCUCACAAGAACUUUAACAAAAAACAAGUGCCACUUAAAUCUGCUACACGUGGUUGGCGUCCCCCUUUGGGACCUAACAAUGAUAAUCUUGUUAUAAGAUUUUCAGAUGAUGAUAGUGGCAGUGACUCUGAAGAGCACAGACUGGUGAAUGCUUUAGAAACUAAAGGCAACACUACUGUGGUGGAUGGAAACCGAAGGGUACCUGUUCCAUCACUAGCAAAAUCAAACAAGUUAAGGCAGACUGCCAGAAAUGAAAACAAAGUAAUGCCCAAAAAAUUGUCUUUAAGCCGCAUGUCUACUACACCAACGACUACUAUCCAGGGAGUCAAUUCCCGGGGUGCUGGACCUUCAUUGAUUGAUCAAGGAUCACGAGGUAGACAUUUUAAUACCCUCAACAAAAAUUUAGGAAGCCGAGAGCGCGGAAGUGACCAAAAUGUGGGCUUGAACAACACUAAACUUCAGGACUUGCGGCAACAGAUUGCACUUCGGGAAAGUGAAUUGAAGCACAAGUCUGCCCAGCAAAAUAAGGAAUCUUCGUCAGUUUCAUGUAGGGAUUAUAAUGCUACGAACCAAAACAAUGACACAGCUAGGAAACUUAAUGCUGCUGCUGAUUCUGUACAGUUGGAACUGAAAGAGCCAGACAAGAAACGCUUAAAAGUUAGUGGAUCUCUUAUUGCCCAGCCAAGUUCAGGUGGCCAGAGAGAGAUGCCUGCUGCAAAAUCUACUUUACCAUCAAAAGGGCCAGCAUUAGAAAGCAUUAGUCUGCAAGACUGGAAUAAGGCUGAUUGUAGCCAAAGAGAUAUUUCCUUGAGUAGAGCAGAGUCAAGUAUUGUUCAAUGGAAAAGGCAAGGUGACAAAUGUGUUACUGUUUCACUAGAAAGUAUACCCAGCAGAGCUAAAGAUGGUGCUGACAUCAAUACUGGCUGCAAUCAGUCUGACAGGAGUAGUAAGCAGGUGAAUCCUUGUGUUGUGUUAAACCAGACUACAACUCUAGCAAAUAUAACUUCCAAUACCUUGCCAAAGAAUUUAAGCAGUGUGGAGUUGAAUAAUCCAAGUAAGACCGGUGGCCAUCAACCACCUGGUUAUCUCUUCAACAAAGCAACAGCUCAGGACAAUUUAAGAGGAGGCAGUGACCAUCAUGAAGUCAUACUCAGUCAUAAGCCACUUGAGCCCUCAUUCAAGACAUGUCAGGGACCAGUAAAUAAUGGAAGCUUGCAGAAUUAUUUGGGCAAUGCAAAUGUCUCCGAAAAUAGUAACAUAAAACUACAAUCUUUAUUUGAAAUGGAGGAAUCACUGGAGAAGGAUCUGGAGGAAGCACAAGAGCACAGACACAGAUGCGAAAUUGAAGAAAGAAAUGCUCUUAAAGCUUAUCGUAAAGCUCAGAGGGCUUUGAUUGAGGCUAAUGCUAGAUGUACUGAUCUUUACCGCAGAAGGGAACACUACUCGGCCCAUUUUCGAUCAUAUAUUAUAGAGAAUUCCAGUUCAUUUUGUUCCUCGAUGCAACAUGAACAUGUUGGAGUGGGGUUGAAUUACUCGAAUAACAUAUCUGAAAAUGCGAAUCUAAUACCCACAUCAAGCCAUCAUAUGCAGCCUGAAUUUGAUGGUUCAAGUAUCCAAUGUGUCAACAAUGCUCCCUCCAAUGCAACUCAUUGGCAUGCGAGAGGACACAGUUUGGGAUCUGAACCUUGCAGUGAACCAGAUGCUAGUACAUCAGAGCCAUUGCCUCAUAGGAGCAAGAAUACUGCAGAAGGAACUUGGUCUCCAUCCAAUGAUCCAAAUCCUUCAGCAGAUGAAGAUGAAGAGACAUUUGCAUUUGAACUUGAAUCUGUUCAGCCCAACAUUGAAUACCGUAUGAAAGAGAAAAAUCUUGAAAAUGGGCAAGAUGACAUAAGUAAUGAGUCAAACAAAAAAUUUUUAGCUGAUAGCUCCCAGGAUACUUUGCUUCUUGAAGCAACACUAAGAUCCGAACUAUUUGCACGGCUAGGGACAAAAACCUUAUCACAGAAUAGUGGUUCAUGUGAUAACACAGAGCAUGCAGUGGAACGAUGGCCUAAAAAUGAUGUUGGAAGGGAAAAAACACAGAUUGGAAAUGGUACAUAUUCCAGGGCAGAGAAAUAUAAACAAUCUGAUCUUCGAGGCACUGAUAGGCAAAAAGGAAGUAUCUUUGAGACUCCUUGUGAGAUCCAGAACCAGAGCCAAACUGAAAAAAUUUCUGUGAACUCUCACUCCACUGCCGAUUCCCAGGAUUGCGUAUUAUCUACCAGACAAGAUCACCACUUGCCAACUUCUGUUUCUUCUUCUUCUUCUCUAAUUUUCAGGAGUGCAUUUGGUCAUCUGAAGGUCAUGUCACCAAUCAGUUUAAUAGAAUUGUGGACCAAAAAUCAGCUUGAAGACAGAGCUUGUGUCAACUCUGAUGAGAUUCAGGGGAGUAAUGCAAUAGCAAACACAAUUAAAGAUUUAAAUGGAAAAGAAUUUGGCUCUUAUACCUGCAGUCCUGCAGUUGAUCCAUUUUGGCCACUUUGCAUGUAUGAGCUCCGAGGUAAAUGCAACAAUGAUGAAUGCCCUUGGCAACAUUUUAGAGACCAUUCUAAUGGAAAUAUGUAUCAGAAGCAGCAUGAUGAUUCUGAUAGUGCUGAUUCUCAGCAAAUAUGUAGUCGUGCAACAGAAGGUCCCAAGUAUCUUGAUGUUAUUACUUCACCAACUUAUCUAGUUGGCUUAGAUAUGCUUAGAGCUGAUCCAUGUUCAUAUGAGUCUGUUCUAGCACGAAGGAGCAGUCAAUGGUGGCAAAAGAGUUUCAGUAUCUUCUUGGCAGUAUCAAAAAUGCUUCAAAAAGCUUUCCCUGCAGAUGGCCCAUUCUUGCAUGGCACUGGUGGUCGCAUAGAGAUUCAUGGGAAUUGGAACAGAGAAGCAUCAUAUUUCCAGAGUAGAAAUGGCGUAUUGAAUCAACUUGAACAAUCUUUGGCUGAUAAUGACCAAUCCCUGGAAAUGGCUCUGAUUAUUCUCAAUCAGGAGGUUAACAAUCUGGAGGGUGUGAAAAAGGCUCUCGAUGUGCUGUCACGAGCUCUUGAGACUGAUCCAACUUCUGUAACACUCUGGAUUUUUUAUCUGAUUAUUUACUAUAGCAAUGCAAAAUCAGUUGGGAAGGAUGACAUGUUCUCUCAUGCGGUCAAACUUAAUGAAGGAUCUUAUGAACUCUGGCUCAUUUACAUCAACAGUAGGGCACAGCUUGAUGACCGGUUGGUUGCAUAUGAUUCUGCCCUCAAAGCGCUUUGCAGCCGUGCUUCUGAUUCUGAUAGGGACGGAAUGCAUGCUAGUGCAUGCAUCUUAGACCUCUUUUUGCAGAUGAUGGGUUGUUUGUGCAUGUCUGGGAAUGUUGAGAAGGCCAUCCAGAGAAUUUAUGGGCUCUUCCCUGCUUUGACAGAUUCCGAUGAACCCCGUUCUCUGUCACUAUCAGAUAUUUUAGUAUGCUUAACACUUUCUGAUAAAUGUGUAUUCUGGGUUUGUUGUGUGUACUUAGUUAUUUACAGGAAGCUGCCUGAUGCUGUAGUACAGAGGUUUGAAUGUGAGAAAGAACUCCUCGAAAUUGAAUGGCCUUGCAUUAGUCUAAUAGAUGAUGAGAGACAGAGGGCUCUUGAGCUUGUGGAAGCAGCUGUGGAUUCUGUUGAUUCAUGCAUCUAUACAGAAUCACAAAAAAGUGAAAUUAAUCCGAGAUCAGCACAGCUUUUUGCUGUCAACCAUAUUAGGUGCAUGGUGGCACUUGACAGCUUAGAAUGCGUGAGAAACUUGUUGGAUAAAUAUAUUAAAUUGCAUCCAUCCUGCUUAGAACUUGUUCUAAUAUCAGCAUGGACACUGAAACAUGAUUUUGGAGAUCUGAGCUUUGAAGGGUUCGAGGAAGCCCUUAGUCAAUGGAGGAAGGAGGUCCCUGGAGUUCAGUGUAUCUGGAAUCAAUAUGUUGAAUAUGCCCUCCAGAAUGGAAGAUUGGAUGUUGCAAAGGGACUUUUGGUCCAUUGGUUUCACUCUGUUUGGAAAGUUCAAUAUCUUCAAAAUGGAUUAGUGGAGCCCAUGGAUGGUGGUAAUUCAUGCCACUCACUAGCAUUAGCUUCAAAAUCAAGUCCAGAAACAUCGAAUUUCAAUCUUAACCAGAUAGAUUUAAUGUUUGGUUAUCUCAAUCUUUCUCUCCAUAAACUAUUGCAGAAUGAUCACAUUGAAGCUCGCUCAGCCAUUGACAAGGCGAUGAAGGCUGCUACUCCUGAAUAUUUUAAGCAUUGCUUGAGAGAGCAUGCCACUUUUUUGCUCACCAAUGAAUCACUAUCAAAGGAGGAUCCUCCUAUCAUGGGGAUCAAGAAUGUUUUGGAGGGUUAUCUGGAUGAUGCCUAUUCUUUCCUCAUCUCUGAGCCAUUAUCAAGAAAAUUCAUUAGCGACAUCAAGAAAUCAAGAGUUCAGCAGCUAGUCAGUAACAUUUUCAGUCCAGUUUCAUUUGAUUUUUCUCUGGUAAACUCGAUCCUUGAAGUGUGGUAUGGCCCCUCUCUUUUACCCCAAAAGUUUAGUGACUCGAAGAAUUUGGUGGAUUUUGUUGAAUCCAUCUUGGAGAUACUGCCGUCCAACUACCCGUUAGCAAUUUCUAUGUGUAAGCUGUUAAGCAGAGAAUACAACUCGACCAAUGUUACUUGUGCCAGUGUUUUGUUCUGGGGAAGCUCAACCUUGGUCAGUGCAAUCUUUCAUGCUAUCCCAAUACCACCAGAGUAUGUUUGGGUAGAAGCUGCAGGUAUUUUGGGCAAUCUUGCUGGCAUUGAGGCCAUUUGUGAGAGGUUUUAUAAGCGAGCCUUUUCAGUAUAUCCAUUCUCUGUCAAGUUGUGGAAAUCGUAUUAUAACCUAUCUAAGGCCAUAGGAAAUACAAGCACUGUUGUGGAAGCAGCAAAAGAAAAGGGUAUUGAACUUGAUGAACAUCAAUUUUAGAUAUAGAAUAGUUAGGAUUUCAGGUUAGCAACCCAGCAUUU
This is a messenger RNA of Corylus avellana, 5413 nucleotides long. Its product is annotated as zinc finger C3H1 domain protein. NCBI's taxonomy places the organism in Eukaryota, Viridiplantae, Streptophyta, Magnoliopsida, Fagales, Betulaceae. Gene Ontology annotation, cellular component: exosome (RNase complex); nucleus. Gene Ontology annotation, molecular function: protein binding. The record is from RefSeq and is a predicted model, not a curated record.